AUGAACAACCUCUGGACACAUGCCCCACUAGGCAUUCAACGCUUCCCACAGAGUACAGAGCAGGCGGGGACCCCCUUUCUCUCUGCUGAGGCACCUGGACCGAGUUUUGGUGAAAUAGGCCAACAUUUCAAUAUGUCGCUGCCCAAUGGUGUAAACAACUGCUCUCAAGCAACUCCUGUGCUUUCCCAGAAUAUUUACCCUCAGGAAGUAGCACCAUCCCCAGGGAUGGUGGUUAGACCUCAGAUGAUGCCUUCAGUAAAGCCCAGUGUUCCGGGGGUGGCCACAGCCUUCAAUGGCAAUCAGGGUAUGCCAUUCAAUGGGCCACCAGUCUUCACUCCCAAUAUGAUCUCAAUGCCUUAUUCUGGAACUGUAACAGGACCUUCUAACACAGCCUCUUUAAGCAAUUCAAUGUUGUUUGCCCCUACCACAUCUUCUGCUGAGGCCCAGGCAGUGUUCCCCUCUAUGCCUCACAUGAUGCCCCCCAGCAGUUCCUACAGCCUUGGAAUCCCUAUAUCUGGACCCUCGCCGAUGAUGAAUUCAGGACCCCAGGACCCUGUUAUGAGCCAUCCAGCUUUCCAGAACAACCACUUCCUACCUGAGCAGCGUAUGCCGGCUCCUGGUAUAGUGUGUCAGAACUCCAUGGUCAAGACAAACAAAAUCAAUGGAAAAAUACCAUUAUCCAGGUCCUGCAGCUGUAAUUAUGAGAAUUGUGGAAAAGGUUAUACCAAGCGCUCCCACCUUGUGAGUCACCUCCGCAAACACACGGGUGAGAGGCCCUAUCAAUGUUUGCGGCAAGGCUGUGACUGGACAUUUUCCCGUUCUGAUGAACUUACACGGCAUAUGAAGAUCCAUACAAAAUAUCGACCAUUUAAAUGUGACCAGUGCAGCCGACAAUUUAUGAGGUCUGAUCAUCUCAAACAACGUUAUAGGACUCAUGGACAAGUUAAACCUCAAGAACACGCACAGGUCAAGAAUAAAACAGACGGAUGA
Elephantulus edwardii (Cape elephant shrew) is the source of this 990-nucleotide messenger RNA. Its product is annotated as Krueppel-like factor 17-like. Bases 1 to 990 code for a protein of 329 amino acids. Gene Ontology annotation, biological process: regulation of transcription by RNA polymerase II. The record is from RefSeq and is a predicted model, not a curated record. Gene Ontology annotation, molecular function: DNA-binding transcription factor activity, RNA polymerase II-specific; RNA polymerase II cis-regulatory region sequence-specific DNA binding. NCBI's taxonomy places the organism in Eukaryota, Metazoa, Chordata, Mammalia, Macroscelidea, Macroscelididae. The transcript has a single exon.